Tilletiopsis washingtonensis is the source of this 897-nucleotide messenger RNA. RefSeq names its product protoheme IX farnesyltransferase. Gene Ontology annotation, biological process: heme biosynthetic process. Gene Ontology annotation, cellular component: membrane; mitochondrion. Gene Ontology annotation, molecular function: protoheme IX farnesyltransferase activity. The annotation marks the transcript as partial. The transcript has a single exon. The record is from RefSeq and is a predicted model, not a curated record. Lineage: Eukaryota; Fungi; Basidiomycota; Exobasidiomycetes; Entylomatales.
UACCGGCCCGUGCCGGCUCUGACGGCCAAGACGCUCAAGCGCGCCUACGUGCAGCUCGGCAAGGGCAACCUCACGCUCCUCGUCACGCUCACCUCCAUGGCCGGCUAUGCGCUGUGUCCAGCAUCACUGGCUGUGUCCAGCGGGCCACUCGUGCUGCUCGCGCUCACUGCCGGCACGGCCGCCUGCUCGGCCGCCGCCAACGCGACCAAUCAGCUGCUCGAGGCGCCGUACGAUGCGCAGAUGCCGCGCACGCGCAACCGGCCGCUGCCUGCGCGUCUGGUGACGCCGCUACACGGCGCCACGUACGCCGGCAUCAUGGGUCUGUCGGGCGUCACGAUUCUCUCGCUCGCCGUCAACCCGCUGACGGGCGUGCUGGGCGCCGCCAACAUCAUCCUGUACGCCUUCGUGUACACGCCGCUGAAGCGCGUCCACAUCGUCAACACCUGGGUCGGCUCGCUGGUCGGCGGCAUCCCGCCGCUGAUGGGCUGGACGGCAGCGACGGACUCGCUCUUGCAGCUCUCCGACGCGCCAGGCUGGCUGCUGGCCGGGCUGCUCUUCGCAUGGCAGUUCCCGCACUUCAACGCCCUCUCGCACAACCUUCGCAGCGAGUAUGCGCGCGGCGGCUACCGCAUGAUGUCGGCCUCGCACCCGCUGCUCAAUCGCCGCACGGCACUGCGCUACGCCAUCGCCUGUCUGCCGCUCUGCGCCGCUCUGCCUCUGACGGGCGCCGUGCAUCCCAUCUACGCGCUGCUCAGUCUGCCCGCAAACGUCGCCUUCAUCCACGCCAGCUGGCGCUUCUGGCGCGACCAGAGCGACAAGGCCGCACGCUGGUGCUUCUGGGUCAGCCUCGUGCACCUGCCCGCCGUCAUGCUGCUCGCCAUGGUCUGCAAGACGGGC